GUCUGGCGGCGGCGGCCGCGGCGAGCGGAGCUCCGGGCCCGCCAUGGCCGCGGGGGCCCUCACGGCCUCGGGGCCCGCCACGGCCGCGCUGCCGCCUCUCCUGGACCGCCCUCCCGGCGGAGCCGGCACCGAGCGCGCCCUGGAGGAAGCGGCGGCCUCCGGCACCCUCAUCCUGGCCGGGCGGAGGCUCCGCGCCUUCCCCGCGGCGGCCGCGCGGCGCUGGGACCUGAGCGACACCACGCAGGCCGAUCUAUCCCGGAACCGUUUCGGGGAGGUCCCCGAGGCCGCCUGCCACCUCUUCUCGCUGGAGGGGCUCAUCCUGCACCACAACUGCCUGCGCAGCGUCCCCCCUGCCAUCGCCAACCUCCAGGCCCUGUCCCACCUGGACCUCAGCCGGAACCAGCUGAGCUCGCUGCCCCCCUGCCUGUGCCUGCUGCCCCUGCGCGUCCUCAACGCCAGCAACAACCGCCUGGCUCAGCUGCCCCCGAACCUGGGGGCCCUGCGGACGCUGCGGCAGCUGGACGUGGGGUGUAACCGGCUGCGGGCGCUGCCCCCCGGGCUGGGGCAGCUGCGGGCGCUGCGGGACCUCAACCUGCGGCGGAACCAACUCACGGCGCUGCCCCCGGAGCUCUCCGAGCUGCCCCUGGUCCGCCUGGAUUUCUCCUGUAACCGGGUGGUCGCCAUCCCGCGCUGCUUCCGCAGGCUCCGGCACCUCCAAACCCUCCUGGCCGACAACAACCCCCUCCAGUUCCCCCCAGCCCAGGUUUGCCUGAAGGGCAAAGUUCACAUCUUCAAAUACCUGCACUUGGAGCCCGAGGCUGCCGCCCACCCUCCCCCGGCGUGCCCCCCAGACGAGCUGUGCCCCCUCAGGCAGCGGGGAGGGCUCGACUCCGGCUUCCACAGCGUGGACAGCGGCAGCAAGCGCUGGUCGGGGAACGAGUCCACGGACGAGUUUUCGGAGCUGCCCCCCCAGCUCAGGGAGAGUCGCAGCAGGGCAGGUGGUGACAGCGACCCGGAGCUGGUGGAGGAGGAGCCCCCGCCUGAGGUGACGACCCCCAAACCCCCACCCAUUCCCAAAUUUUGGGGUUCAAUCCCAAACCUUGGACCCCCCAAACCCUCUUUUACCCUCCAGGAGCAGCAGGGCCGGACCCCGAGAGGUGACACCCCCGAGAGUGGCAGGGUGGUCCCCGUGUCCCGGAGGCGCCCCCAGAACCUGGAGGUGUGGAGGGAGAGGGAGAGGAACCGAGACAGGACCCCGAUGGAGCCCCCGACCCCCAAAACCCGGUACCUCCCUCUCCUCCCUCCUCCUCCUCCUCCUCCUCCCACAGCGUCACCAAACCAGCCCCCGGCCCCCGACGAGCGGGAAUUGAUGGCUGAGAUGCGCCAGAGCCUGGAGGCGCUGCUGCAGCUGCGGCUGCCGGAGGAUUUGGGGGACUCGGAGCUGCUGGGCCGCGUGGCUGCUCGGCUGAGACCCUGGGCUGUGCCCCCCAAAGUGAGUGGGACCCCCCCUUCCCCUCCCCAGAGCCCCCAUCCCAUCCCCCAACCCGGGGUCCCUGAGGUGAAGCCCCCAACCCCCAGCGCCCCCGGGCUGCUCUUCGCCCUCUUCUACGGCCUCCUCAUGGCGCUGCUCGUCGCUGCUCACCGCGCGCUCUUCGGCUGCUGAGGGACCCCCCAGAGCCCCCCAAAACCCUGGGGGGACCCCCAAAUUCUGGGGGAACCCCCAAACCCCCCGGGGGGAACCCCCCUUUCCAAGCUUCCCACCCCCACCCUUCUUUCUUGUGCCUUAACGCUGGGGGAAACUGAGGCAGGGAAGGGGUGGGGGGGGGAAGGGGUGACCUCCCCCCUUUAAUUAUUAUUAUUAUUAUAAUUAAUUAUAAUGAGUUGUGAUUAUUAUAAACUAUUAUUAUUAUAAACUAUUAUUAUUAUUAUAAUUCUAAUGAGCCAUUACUGUAAUGAGUUAUA
This is a messenger RNA of Myiozetetes cayanensis, 1962 nucleotides long. Its product is annotated as leucine-rich repeat and calponin homology domain-containing protein 4-like. The record is from RefSeq and is a predicted model, not a curated record. Gene Ontology annotation, molecular function: protein binding. NCBI's taxonomy places the organism in Eukaryota, Metazoa, Chordata, Aves, Passeriformes, Tyrannidae.